GACCGAACGUCCGCAUCGUGUAUGCCCACACGCGUUGUUGGGUAGGUGAAAUCUCGUGGGUCCCACGUGCGCGGCCACCGUAUUGUUGUCACUGUCGAUACAAUUACCGGAAGUCCGAAUCACUGUCGCGACCGAACCAGCAAACACCGGCAACCGGAACUAUCAGUUCCCGGGGGAUGGGGGUGUUCUGGGGUUUUAAUAACAUUAUCAUUAUGACGCGUCCGUGCUGCUAGGAAAGUAUACACGUACACACUUACCAUGCUGUUGUUUUGCCAAAGACCGGACCGGUAUGUGGUCAUCUGGCUGUUCCAGAUACUCACCGUCAUCUGUGCAGUAUUGACGGACGAUCCGAAUUUCGCAGAGCCUAUACCAAAUGUUACAGUGUCGCUUGGGAGGGAUGCAUCCCUUCCGUGUGUAGUCAACAAUCUCGGCACGUACAAGGUAGCAUGGAUUCACAUCGAUCGUCAAAUGAUUUUGACUAUUCAUCGUCACGUGAUAGCCCGAAUACCACGAUUUGGGAUUACGCACGAUAGUCAAAAAACGUGGCUGUUGCAUGUCAAGGGCGCGCAGCCUGAAGACAGAGGCUAUUAUAUGUGUCAAGUAAACACAAACCCCAUGAUCAGUCAAGUUGGAUACUUACAGGUGGUUGUACCACCAAAUAUCAUUGAUGAAGAAAGUUCUCCAUCUUCAGUAUCCAUCCGGGAAAAUCAAAAUCUAUCCCUUACGUGCAAAGCAGAAGGAUCACCGACGCCAAAAAUUAGUUGGAAAAGAGAAGACGGUAUUAAUAUAGCGACGGAUCGAAAAAAAAAAGCGGUGGAGAAGUUAUUCGGCGACACGUUAAACUUGACAAGAGUCAACAGAGCGGAUAUGGGUGCAUAUCUCUGUAUCGCUAGCAACGGUGUGCCUCCGUCAGUUAGCAAGYGCAUUAUACUCGACGUCGAAUUCUCACCGAUGAUAUGGGUACCGAAUCAGUUGGUCGGAGCUCCGUCGGGCACGGACGUGACGAUCGAUUGCCAGACGGAGGCGUAUCCUAAGUCGAUAAACUAUUGGUCGUUUCGUGACUCGAAAACGAUGCUGUUCCCCAGCAGAAAAUACGUGACGUCGGACACAGAGAAAAGGUAUCACAUUCACAUGCGACUUACUAUCAGAGAUCUGAGCCAAUCGGAUUUUGGCAAUUACAAGUGCAUAUCCAAGAACUCGCUAGGCGAAACCGAAGGAUCCAUCAGACUUUACGAAAUACCAAAACCUUCUUUAGCCCCAAAAAGUGCGUCCGAACUCAACCGUGCAAAUAAAGAAGGCAAUUGGGGGCCUAGCAGAUACAGCCGGUCUCAAAUCGUAAUAACCGUGGUUGGUGUGGUCACGUGUCUCACGUCCUCGCAUCACAUACCAUCAUGAACGGCUCAACAUCCUUAUAAUUUAAUAUAAUCAUAACAUUAUUAUUAUACUUUAUACUACAAUAAUA
Diuraphis noxia (Russian wheat aphid) is the source of this 1462-nucleotide messenger RNA. Its product is annotated as Dpr-interacting protein delta. The record is from RefSeq and is a predicted model, not a curated record. Lineage: Eukaryota; Metazoa; Arthropoda; Insecta; Hemiptera; Aphididae. Gene Ontology annotation, cellular component: neuron projection.